GUGUCUCUCCCUGACACUGACACACUAUGAGAGGGCUUACUGACGAGGAAGAGGAAGCAAUAGCAGACAGACCCAGAUGGAUUUCAGCUCGUUCCUGACGUCGCUGAUCACGUCCUUCGUGAUCUUCGUCGUCCUGAUGGCCCUCUUCACGUGGCUCUCCGGCAGGCCCGGGAACAAGGUGAUCUACUACUCCAACCGCCUCCUCAAGGGCAUGGACCCCUCCGACGGCGGCUCCUACGCCUCCUGCAGCCCCUUCGUCUGGAUCCGCGAGGCCCUCUCCUCCUCCGAGCAGGACGUUAUCAAAAUGUCCGGCGUCGACACCGCCGUCUACUUCGUCUUCCUCAGCACCGUGUUGGGAAUAUUAGCUUUAUCCGGCAUUGUGCUGCUACCGGUUCUUCUACCUGUUGCUGCCACUGACGAUACUCCAAACAAAUCUUUAAACACAACCAGCAAUGGGACAUUCAGUGAUCUUGACAAGUUUUCAAUGGGAUAUGUGCCAGAGAAAAGCUUUAGGUUGUGGGCAUUCCUGAUAGCUACUUACUGGGUCUCAAUCGUUGCAUACUACCUGUUAUGGAAGGCAUACAAACACAUUGCUGCGUUGAGAGCAGCUGCUUUAAUGUCUCCCGAAGUGAGAGCAGAGCAAUUUGUUGUCCUUGUGAGAGACAUACCUCCUGCCCCAGAAGGUCAAACUAGAAAGGAACAAGUUGAUUCAUAUUUCAAGUCUAUUUAUCCCGAUACAUUUUACAGGUCGUUGAUAGUGACUAAUAAUAAAGAGGUUAACAAAAUCUACAAAGAGUUGGAAGGGUGCAAGAAAAAGCUUGUACGCACUGAAACAAUAUAUGCAGAAUCGAAGACAACGGGCAAACCAGAAGGAACAAGGCCCACAAAGAAAACCAGCUUCCUAGGUCUUAUUGGGAAAAAGUUGGACAGUAUAGAGUACUACAGUGAGAAGAUCAGUGAACUGACUCCAAAGCUUGAAGCUGAACAGAAAGCCACCUUGAGAGAUAAGCAGCAAGCAGCGGCUCUGGUCUUCUUUACUAGCAGGGUGACCGCAGCCUCUGCAGCACAGAGCCUGCAUGCCACAAAGCUUGACACAUGGAAUGUGAUGGAUGCACCCAGACCUCAUCAAGUCAUAUGGACUAAUCUUACGAUUAAGUUAUUCGAGCGACAAAUACGGCAGUACAUUAUCUAUGUUAUAGUGGCUCUGACCAUUUUCUUCUGCACGAUUCCCAUCACGUUUGUUUCCGCCUUUAUGACUCUGGAAAAUCUGAAGAUAUAUCUUCCAUUUUUAAAGCCGAUUGUGAAUAAUGCAGCGAUCAGAACUGUGUUGGAAGCUUAUCUCCCUCAGAUUGCGCUCAUCGUAUUUCUGGCUUUGUUGCCCAAGUUGCUGUUGUUUCUGUCAAAGCUAGAGGGGAUUCCUUCCCAGAGCCAUAUAGAACGUGCUGCCUCUGGAAAAUACUUCUACUUCACGGUCUUGAAUGUGUUUAUUGGCGUUACUGUGGGUGGAACCUUGUUUGCUACAUUCAAGACUAUUGAGAAAAAUCCCAACUCUCUCCUCACAGUACUGGCGGCCAGUCUUCCUGUAAAUGCAACAUUUUUCCUCACUUAUGUUGCUCUGAGGACCUUUGUUGCCUACGGUCUCGAGCUUUCUCAGAUUGUUCCUCUUAUUAUUUUUCACUUGAAGAAGAAGUACCUCUGCAAGACUGAAGCUGAAAUCAAAGAAGCAUGGUAUCCCGGAGAUCUUGGAUACGCGACUAGAGUUCCCGGUGACAUGCUGAUCAUCACGAUUACCCUCUGCUAUUCUGUCAUUGCUCCUCUGAUCAUCCCUUUUGGUGUUGUAUACUUUGGCUUAGGAUGGCUUAUUCUUCGAAAUCAGGCACUCAAGGUUUACGUUCCAUCCUAUGAGAGUUAUGGAAGAAUGUGGCCGCACAUGCAUAUGCGAAUCCUAGCUGCUCUUCUCCUAUACCAGCUGACUAUGUUUGCCUAUUUUGGGGUGAAGAAAUUCUACUAUGCGUCUUUCCUGGUUCUGCUGAUCAUCUUGACCCUUAUCUUUGCCUACGUGUGUAACAAGAAGUUCUAUCGCUUCUUCCGCGACCCGGCACUGGAAGUCGCCUUGCACGAGCUGAAGGAGAUGCCGCACAUGGAGCGCAUCUUCCGGACGUACGUCCCUCCCAGCUUGUGCUCUGAGAAGGUCGAAGACGACCAGUUCGAGGAUGCUCUGUCUCAAGUUUCGAGGGCGGGGUCGUUCGCUUGAUGUAAAUAUCAGUAUAUUUCCUUCCCACUGGAAUGUUUUCUUUCUUGUGUCUAUCAAAGCAGGCAAACUUGUAGGAAGUUACACUAGAUUUGUUCAGCAUGUGAUAGGAAGUGUUUCUGUUUCUGUUUCACGUGUGUAGUUUUUAGUGUAAUUUUGUGCAUCUUUUGUGAAAGUGUUAUUUGUUCAGGAAAAUAUAAGAGUGUGCUUUUUGGUCAAA
Syzygium oleosum is the source of this 2471-nucleotide messenger RNA. RefSeq names its product CSC1-like protein ERD4. The record is from RefSeq and is a predicted model, not a curated record. Gene Ontology annotation, molecular function: calcium-activated cation channel activity. The coding region runs from base 77 to 2254 and encodes 725 amino acids. Gene Ontology annotation, cellular component: plasma membrane. The transcript has 6 exons. Lineage: Eukaryota; Viridiplantae; Streptophyta; Magnoliopsida; Myrtales; Myrtaceae.